AGAUGGCGGCCCGCUGGAGCAGUGAGAAUGUGGUGGUUGAGUUUCGGGAUGCUCAGGCUACCGCCAUGUCAGUGGACUGUCUGGGUUCUCACGCUGUACUGUCUGGGCGGCGUUUUCUCUACAUGGUGAACCUGGAAGCUCCAUCCGAACCUCCGAGGAAGAUAGGCCGGCAGAGUAAAUGGGACGUGGGGACGGUUCAGUGGAAUCCUCACCAGUCUGAGUCUCACGUCUUCGCUGCCUCAAGUAACCAGCGUGUGGAUCUGUACUCGUGGAAGGAUGGCUGUGGAGAAGUUCACACCUCGCUGCAGGCUCACACCAGAGUCAUCAGUGAUCUGGAUUGGUCCUGGUUUGAACCCGAGUUUCUCGUCACCAGCUCUGUGGACACGUACAUCUACAUCUGGGACACUAGAGACACUCGGAAACCCACUGUGGCGCUGUCUGCUGUCGCUGGAGCAUCUCAGGUAAAGUGGAACAGGAAGAACCAGUACCUGCUGGCGUCCAGUCAUGAUGGAGACGUCCGAAUCUGGGAUAAAAGAAAGCCGAACACGGCAGUGGAGUACGUGGCAGCUCACCUGUCGAAGAUCCACGGCCUUGACUGGCACCCCGAAAAUGAGUUCAUCUUUGCCACAUCAAGCCAGGACAACUCAGUUAGAUUUUGGGAUUACCGACAGCCCAGGAAGUAUCUGAACAUCCUGUCCUGCCAGGUGCCGGUGUGGAAAGCGCGGUACACUCCGUUCUCCAACGGUUUGGUCACAGUGAUGGUUCCUCAGCUGAGAAGAGAGAACAGUCUCUUACUCUGGAGCACACUUGACCUCAACAAUCCUGUCCACGCCUUCGUCGGACAUGAUGACGUGGUGCUGGAGUUCCAGUGGAGGCCGCAGAAAGAAGGCUCGAAAGAUUACCAGCUGGUCACCUGGUCCAGAGACCAGACCCUGAGGAUCUGGAGGGUAGAUCCUCAGCUGCAGAAGCUGUGCGUCAGCGACGUGGAGGAUCUGAUGGAGGGCAUGUCUCUUACCGUGGAGACGGAGAAAACGCUGUCAUCUCAGGAGCCCGAGAGUCAGCACGGUGUUGGUCUUCAUGCUGAAAGCCUGCAAGAUCAGGACUCUGGAGGCCGCCAGGAUUCGGUGGGGAGUUCAGGUCUUCCUCAGACUCUGCAGCAGGAGUUCUCUUUGGUCAACCUGCAGAUCAGAAACGUCAAUGUGGAGAUGGAUGCAGUGAACCGCAGUUGUGUGGUGUCCGCCCACUUCGGGACCCAUCAGGUCCAUCUGGUAGUGAAGUUUCCUGCUCAGUAUCCCAACAAUGCCGCGCCCACUUUUCAGUUUGUCUCACCGACAACCAUUCCAUCUGCCAUGAAGAUCAAGAUCCAGAAGAUUCUGACUGACACGUCUCUACAGAAGGUGAAGAGGAACCAGAACUGUCUGGAGCCGUGUGUCCGACAGCUGGUGUCCUGUCUGGAGUCCGACAUGACACAGGAGGAUGGCCCCGCCUCCGGCCCCUUUGUCCUGUCGAACCCCGUCACUCCAACCCUGCAGGCGUUUCCUCGAGUCACCAACACGUACGGCUCCUAUCAGGACGCCAACAUCCCGUUCCCUCGGACCUCUGGAGCUCGUUUCUGUGGCACUGGCUGCCUUGUUUACUUCACCCGACCAAUCACGAUGCACCGCUCCGUCCCACCAACUGAACCCACUCCCAGGUCCUUGUCAGCUCUAUCAGCCUAUCAUAGUGGAGUCCUGACCCCGAUGAAGAUGCGCUCAGAGUCUCAGAGCACUCUGCGCUUGUACAGCGGCAGUCCAACUCGCUCUGACAAAGACACCGUCUCCAUCUCCUCCUUCUACUAUAAAGAACGGAAAUCACGGCGCUUUAAGACGAAGCGAGAGGGAACAGACUACUCCAACCGCCCCAUCAAACUUGCCGGGAAGGUCAUCAUCCAGGAGAUCUCCUGUCUGCUGCCUGUUCACAAGGCUCUGGGGGAAAGCUACAUUCUGAACAUGAACGACAUCCAGGAAACGUGUCAGAAGAAUGCAGCAGCUGCUCUUUCAGUUGGACGCAGAGAUGUAGCAAAGGUUUGGGCUCUAGCAUCUGCAGCAACCGAUCAGGACCUAAGUCCAGACUCAGACCCGGAUACUGAGACGCCCUGGGCCAGACAUCCAUUUGGACGGCAAUUACUAGAGACCCUUUUGGAUCACUACAGUCAGAUGAGCGACGUUCAGACUCUGGCGAUGCUGUGCAGCGUGUUCAGAGCGCAGGCUGCUCCUGCUGACUGUUACUCUCUGUAUGGACACCACCCAUCACGAUCCUCCAUGUUCCCCCCGCACCACUCACGAUAUCCCAGUUACACAUCCAGCUCUGUCACCUCUGGGUCCUGCUCCAGUACCUCCGACUCCAUCACAACCACCACCUGGAACACAGGUAGAGACUCUGAGCAUGCAAACCCCUGGGGUGAGUCCUCCCCUGAUGACUAUCGCUAUGGUAACCAGGGUUAUACCGAUCCACGGGAACGAGAGCGGGAGCAGCACGACAUGAACAAGAGGCUGCUGGACCCCGCCAACAUGUUACAGUUUGAUGACUUUAAGAAGUGUUACGGUGAAAUCUUGUACCGAUGGGGUCUGAGGGAGAAAAGAGCCGACGUUCUGAAGUUUGCUUCCUGUCCUCCUGAACCUCACAAAGGCAUCGAGUUCGGGGUGUUCUGCUGUCACUGCCGCAGUCAGGUUCGGGGCACUCAGUGUGCCGUUUGCAAGCGCCUCACUUUCCAGUGUGCCAUCUGUCACGUGGCCGUACGUGGCUCCUCCAACUUCUGCCUGAGCUGCGGUCACGGAGGACACACCAGUCACAUGAUGGACUGGUUCAGGCGGCAGGAUGAGUGUCCGGCUGGCUGUGGCUGCCACUGUUUGCUGCAGAGCACUUUCUGAUGCAUUCUGGAUGCUCUGCUGAUUAAAACCCACAAAUAUCCAGGGAAAGAAGGGGCCUGGCAUGCACGAUCCAAGGCACUGAUUCAGCUAGUGAUCACAGAGGAUCAGCUGCACUGACAGAUGGUGAUGAAGUCCAUCCUGAAGUCUCUGCCAGGACACGAAAUAGGGCUUGGAUUGAUGGACGUCAUGGUAACAUGAGGCUUGCCUGGACUGAAUUUAUACAAAGACAAUAGAAAUACCAAAACCUGAAGGCUACACUGUCAUGACAUUCAUGCUACCUCCAGAAGAACUUAUCAGUCUUAGAGACUUUCUUCAUUUCUCUUAAACACCAUUCCCUGGGAGAAAUGUAAUUGUUUUGUAGCACUGAAUGUCAAAGCUGCAAUGUUUAUACUUGUGUCCCUCAGCAGGUGGUAGUUUGAUGGCCACAACACUGAACAAUCAGUACGUCUGCAUGCAGUUUAUUUCUCACUAGUCCCAACAACAUCAGCUUUCAUUGCAUAGCAUCAUGGGAUAAAAUUUUGAAGCUGUGAGGACCUGCAAGGAUUGCUUUUAUGGUUGUGUAUGCUUCAGAGCAGAUAUGAAGGCUGUGUCAGCUCUUGAAGCAAUUCAGUAUGUAACAAAAAUGGUGUAAUCACAAAGUUUAACUAACACCUGUAGACAAUGGGGUUGGAGAUUGAUUUACACGACAGUCAGACCCAAAAUAAUUCUAAGCAGUGCCCACAGCAAGAAGGUCCUCAGUAUCUAGUCUGAAAGGGGCAUAUCCAGUGGUGUAGAGGAGCCUGCAAAAGUGGGCAUACUCUAAAGAUAUUCCCUUUUUUGGUGACUCUGUUGUAGUUUGCUCCUGCAUAUUUUGUCCUUGCACAUUAACCACCAAUUUAUGCUUCUUGACCUCCUCUGCCUCUGACUGGCUUAAUAUAAUAUUAUUGCCCAUCCAACAAAGGCAACAAGAAGUUAGAGGCAAGCAGGUCAUGCCCUUUGCCACCCUGGGAAAAUGAAUGCAGUAUAUGACUGAAUAAUGAUCAUCAGAAGGGAUUCAGAAAUAGCUUUACUCUACAGAUACUGGAAAAUAAGUGGUCAUACUUUGUAUACCUGCAUAGAUCCUGGGCCUGCACUACACAAGUGUUAAUAUAGUCGACUAAGGCUAUGACUAAAAUGUUUGUUGAGUACCUUUUUUCAUGAAAAAGACAAUGCUAAGUAUAAAUAAAUCGUUGGGAAUAAAAUCUCUGAUAAAAAGUAGGGGAAUAAAGCUAGGAGGAUAAAAGAGGACUAAAAUGUUAGUGCAGGACUUUUGACAUUAAAAGUCAAUGAUUUCUCCACUGUGCGUACAAGGUAUGUCAGUAUGUUCAUCAGUGUGUUCUAAAUCAAUUAAAGUAUUGAUAGUGUAUCAUUAUAAGUGUUUUACAUUCUUAUUAAUUUUACAAUUUGGCUGGUUCAGUUAGUUCAAAGAAAAUGAAUGUCUGGAUUAAACAAACAAAGCUAAAUUCUCAGGAGUUUUAUUGACUAAAUUAGAAUUUAAAAUAGAUUUAAAACUUCAGUCUACCACUGGGUGCAUCACCUACUGUAGUGAAGACUGCUUGUCAGUAAGUCAAUUCUCUGCAUGUACACUAGGACAAAAAUGGUGAUUCAGGUAAUAUCCUAAUGGAGCUCUUACCAUAACUCAGUGAUACUCCACCUGCUGUCUUUUUGAGGCUAACUAGGAAAAAAUAAUCCUCCCUAAAGCUUGAAAAAUGGGAAGACAUCAUCAGAAAUUGUUUAUUGCAAGUCACAUCAAUGUUUUUUCCUCCAAAUGAAGACUUUCACUUUAACUGGCAAGUUCAAAUACCAACUUUUAUUUGUUGUUUGUACAUUAGUUUGUACAUUAUUUCUGUCAGGAAAUCGUUUUGGCAUUUGGAGGCCCUGGGAAAAAAACCAUUAUGAGGCCGUUCUCAAUUUAGCUAACAGCAGUUGCUGAGUUUCUAAAAUAUUAGCAUCUCUUUUAAGUUAAUUAAGCCUGAUAACUACUAGACAUACUCAGAUUUGAAAUCUAAGUCCCCCAAAUAGUCAACAGUACUUCAUCAGCUCCUAGAAGAGCAUCAUAACUCAGCACAUCCUAAUAUUUUAAAACAUCUCGUCUAGGUCAGGAGGAACUUAUAAAAAUAUAAAUAGAUGCUUACUAUUGGAAAUAUAUCCAGAAUUCUGCCACAAAUCAAACAUACAGUAAUCACAACUCAUACUCUGGAGCUACCUCACUGUGAUUUGUUAUUAGGACAUUUUGUGGCUUUUUGUACCUUGCUGUUGAGGAUAUGGGUCCUCUCUGGUGACUUUUGUGAAUAAUAAGAAGCUAUUUUGAUGCUAUUUCUUCCUCCUUGGCACUGUAUUUCCAUUCAAAGUACAUUUUAAACACUUAAAUGUAUUUUUAGAUUUGUAGUAUUCCCAAUGGUUUUGUAUUGUGGCUCGUGCAAAAUCAUUUUCCAACAAUUUGGCUCUUGGGUUGAGAGUAAAGUCGAGUACCACUGCUUUACUAUUCAUGUACACGUACUGAGUAAGACACUUUCCUGUUAUUUCACUGUUAUAAAAGUCAGAAAGUGAGUUGUCUGUCAUUAGUAAACUAAAGUGGAAUAGUCGAUGGAUAGUUCAAUGUUUCUUUAUAAUCACUGUGGCCUUACAUGACUGAAUGCUAGAUACAGACUCUGUAAAUUUAACUCUUAAGGUCCUGUGUGUACAGCAGCUGAUUUUUGCUGGCAGUGUUUUCUAACUUGACACUAUAACACUAUAAACUGCUUUUCAUUCUCAACAUGUGAAAUGUAAUCAGGAAACAACAUGCAGAUUAGAACAUAUGCAUCAUAGAGUUAACUUGACACGCCAGAUAGAUUAUUUUAUACUGUAUAUCCAUUGCAUGGAUUUAUAUACAUGCAUCUGGGAGACCUCUCAUAGAAUGCCUUUGGAAAGGGCGGGGCUGUCACAUUCAUAAUGAGCCAAUCAGAGCAACAAGACAAAAUGAGGUAGAAGGCAUGCACAGCUCAGAUAGCAAUCUGAGCUCGAUAGGACGGUGCUGCCAUAACUUAUGAAUUUCGAAACUGGUCGGUGGGUAAAACUAAAGCAGAGGCUAGCCAGGAGAAGUGCAAAACAUCUUCUCUGCAAAGAUAAGCUUCCAGUGUAGCUCUUUAUCCUUGUUUUAAUAAAGAAACAUGGUCCAGUUCGGAUAAAACUAUACUAAAUCUACAUCUGAGCUAAUUGCUACACCAGCGGUAGCUCUUGUGACUUACUUCCAGUAUAACUAAACCACAGCCAUAGCUGCAGCCUUGUUCUCCUCAAAUGAAGAUGAUUGGUCCAUUUUCAGCCCUGGUACAAUUGUUUAAGACAGGAGCUUUGUAAGUUAAUUCUCCUGAUGGCAGACAUGAAAUUUGGACAAUCCAUCUGCUUUGCAAGGUAACUAUAGAGUGCAGUGUCUAUUGAAAAGACCCCUUCAUUUGAAAAAAGAGUGGCAAGGAUUAGCUGGAUGAGUAUAGCACUUAUUCACUACCUAGCUUGGACAGAUUCAGUGUGACCACACUAUGAGAGUGCUGUGAGUACAGCAAUAAAAAAUGUCUGACAUCGAGGGCGUUUAGGACACUGAGCACUGAAAAUGGACUAUAUAGGUUAUGUACAGAAAAUGAGCACUGUGGAAAAAAUGUCAGCUGUCAGCACAGGCACUAAAUAAAGA
Cheilinus undulatus (humphead wrasse) is the source of this 6591-nucleotide messenger RNA. It is a transcript of the gene wdr59, whose product is annotated as WD repeat domain 59. The transcript has 26 exons. Gene Ontology annotation, molecular function: protein binding. The record is from RefSeq and is a predicted model, not a curated record. NCBI's taxonomy places the organism in Eukaryota, Metazoa, Chordata, Actinopteri, Labriformes, Labridae. Bases 3 to 2909 code for a protein of 968 amino acids.